AGACACCGCCUAUAUUGAAACCUCUUUGAUCAUCUCCACAGCUUGUCAUCAGCUGUGUCAGAGUGGACAUCGAGGGGAAACAAGUGACUCAAACCAUCUAGCUGAUAAUGACAACUCUUCUCCCUCCUCCCAAACGACUCAAAUCAGCUUAUUCUCAAUCCCUUCUGCCCCCUCCUGCACCUAAACAAACCCCCACAGUAGUCGUCCAAUUCCGCAACUUUUCAGAUGCUUCAGAUCUAGGUCCUUCUGUCAAUCUACCUGCCGAUACUUCCAGAGAAGCACUGCAACUUCUCGUCAACCGAUUGACACGUACAGAAGACCCUUUACCUUAUUCAUUCCAUCUCGUCCCCCGUCCCCCAGCUACUUCUUCGUCUUCAACACCGGCCAGAGUACCUAUCAAUACUUCUAUCCUUGAAGAUGCGCUGGAAGCUCCGACUGUGAAGGGAUUGUUCUCUUCGGAAGACGUUUUCGAAAUUUGGUGUGAACCUCAAGCUGUGUUUCGUGUGAGACCGGUGGGAAGAUGUUCGGCUACUUUGUCAGGCCAUGCUUCACCGAUUUUAUGUUGCGCUCAGAGUCCGACGGGGAAAUGGGCGGUGACGGGUUCGGGGGAUGCUACGGCUAGGAUAUGGGAUAUGGAAACGGAGUUACCCAAGUGGACACUAUUAGGGCACAAAGGCUGGGUUUUAUGUGUGGAAUGGGACGCAAGAGAGAAAAUGUUAGCCACUGGGGGACAUGAUGGGCAGGUCCGUCUCUGGUCCCCACUCACUGGUCAAGCACUCGGUCAACCAUUACUAGGUCAUACAAAAUGGAUAACUUCUUUAUCCUUCGAGCCCCUUCAUCUUUCCCGUCAUUCAACACAACUUCUGGCAUCCGCUUCGAAAGAUGGGACCGUCCGGGUGUGGAACACUUCCACCAGAAAGUUAGAAUUUGUUUUGACUGGUCAUGCGGCAAGUGUCAAUGUGGUCAGGUGGGGAGGGGAAGGUGUUAUAUAUACAGGAAGUAGCGAUAGGACCGUGAAAGUAUGGAGUGGACAAGAUGGAAAACUCAUAAGAACAUUAUCGGAACAUGCUCAUUGGGUCAAUACCAUGGCCUUGAGUACAGAUUACGUACUUCGAACAGGACCUUUUGACCAUACUGGUAAAAUGCCAAAAGACGAUGAAGAGGCCAAAUCCCUCGCUUUGGAACGAUAUCAAACCCUCAUUUCCACCCAACCCGAAACACUCAUCACAGGUUCAGACGAUCAUACACUUUUCCUCUGGCCUCCUCAAUCAUCAACUCUCCCAUCUAACGUAACACCGAAAAAACCUUUGGCACGUUUAACAGGUCAUCAAAAACAAGUCAAUCAUGUUGUUUUCUCACCUGAUGGUAGAUGGAUAGCAAGUGCCGGAUUUGAUAAUUCCGUCAAGUUAUGGGAAGGAAGAACAGGUAAAUUCGUUUCUAGUUUAAGAGGACAUGUAGCUUCUGUGUAUAGAGUAGCUUGGAGUGCCGAUAGUAGAAUGUUAGUUUCUGCUAGUAAAGAUAGUACUUUAAAAAUUUGGGAUUUAAAAACAUAUAAAAUCCGACAAGACCUUUCGGGUCAUACGGAUGAAGUUUAUUGUGUAGAUUUCGUUUCUGAUAAAGUUGUUUCAGGUGGGAGAGAUAAGACUGUCAAAAUUUGGAGACAUUAAAUCCAUCGUACACGCAAAUCCAACGGAUGUCAGAGAGAAUUUAUACCUGAGAAUGAAAGUGGUUAACGUGAUUACGUAGGAUAGAUGUGUAUGUACAAUGCAUGCACAAUUCUUCG
Molecule: messenger RNA, 1783 nt
Organism: Tremella mesenterica DSM 1558
Lineage: Eukaryota; Fungi; Basidiomycota; Tremellomycetes; Tremellales; Tremellaceae
Exons: 7
Coding region: 108-1667 (519 amino acids)
Biological process (GO): ribosomal large subunit assembly
Cellular component (GO): nucleolus
Molecular function (GO): protein binding
Source: RefSeq, a predicted model, not a curated record